AUGGCGGAUUUACUCCGCGAGGAGACUCUCGACGACCUCGAUCCUCUCCGCCAUCUCCGCGGCAGCGCAGACGCAGACGACGCAGACGACGCCGACCUCGUCCCCGCCCAGCCGCCGUCCAUUCUCGAUCAGACGAUCGAGCUCACAUUCCCCUCCGACGCGUCCGAGACCGUCUCCAUCACGCUCGCCGUCUCCGCGUCGCCCGGCUGCGGGGGCAUCGCAUGGCCUGCAGGAGAGGUCCUCUCGCGCUACAUCGCCCGCAGGGGCCCCGCAUACUUCAAGGACAAGACCGUCCUCGAGCUCGGCAGCGGCACCGGGCUCGUCGGGCUCGUCGCGGCGAAGCUCGGCGCGCCCCGCGUCUGGCUCACCGACCAAGCCCCGCUCCUCGACACCAUGCGCCGCAACACCGCGCUGAACGGCCUCGCGCCGCCGGUGCGCGUCGCGGAGCUCAACUGGGGCGCGCCGCUCCCGCUCCUCCCGCGGCCGGACGUCGUCCUCGCGGCGGACUGCGUGUACUUCGAGCCCGCGUUCCCGCUGCUCGUGCACACGCUCGCGGCGCUGGUUCCGCGGGGCAGCCCCAGCCCGGACCCCGACCCCGACGUGCUCUUCUGCUACAAGAAACGGCGCAAGGCGGACCGGCGGUUCUUCGCGCUGCUCAGGAAGGAGUUCACCUGGACGGAGGUGCUGGACGACCCCGACCGCGACGUCUACGCGCGCGAAGCGAUAUCUCUGCUCCGUCUGACCCGCAGACAAUAG
Postia placenta MAD-698-R-SB12 is the source of this 756-nucleotide messenger RNA. RefSeq lists its product as hypothetical. NCBI's taxonomy places the organism in Eukaryota, Fungi, Basidiomycota, Agaricomycetes, Polyporales, Adustoporiaceae. The transcript has 6 exons. The record is from RefSeq and is a predicted model, not a curated record. The coding region runs from base 1 to 756 and encodes 251 amino acids.